This is a messenger RNA of Fonsecaea multimorphosa CBS 102226, 1365 nucleotides long. RefSeq lists its product as uncharacterized. NCBI's taxonomy places the organism in Eukaryota, Fungi, Ascomycota, Eurotiomycetes, Chaetothyriales, Herpotrichiellaceae. Gene Ontology annotation, molecular function: ubiquitin conjugating enzyme binding; ubiquitin protein ligase activity; zinc ion binding. The transcript is spliced from 2 exons. Gene Ontology annotation, cellular component: cytoplasm; ubiquitin ligase complex. Bases 1 to 1365 code for a protein of 454 amino acids. Gene Ontology annotation, biological process: protein polyubiquitination; ubiquitin-dependent protein catabolic process; positive regulation of proteasomal ubiquitin-dependent protein catabolic process. The record is from RefSeq and is a predicted model, not a curated record.
AUGUCCCGCGCCAUCGACGGCGAUGGCGACCACGAGAUGGCUGAGCCUGCCGCCGCCGAAUCCUCUCAUAACCGGAGACGACGGUGCCAAAUCCACAUUUCCCGUCACGAGCGAUUAACUCUAGAGGCCCAUAUAGACUCUAUAGGUGGAAGGACCUACCUCGACGAGCAGCAAUGGACAAUGCCAGAUGGCCAUCUUUGCCCGCUACUGCGUCUCCCGCCAAUCACUCCUGGUAAUCCGUAUUUCUUUCAUGAGCAAGUCACCGCAUCAGGGGGAACCCUGCCUGAACCCAGAAGAGAAGCCCUCCCGCCGUUGGGAACCUUGGUGUUCGAUUGGGACACGGAGGAGGCAGAGGACUUUGCUGAUCAACGGAGGAGAGACAGAGCAUUGGCCUCUGAACGACUGCGCGCUCAGGAGCAUCUGCAACAGGGCCAUCAUGCUAAUGUUCCUGCUGGAUAUCCUGUGCAUUAUCCAGAAACUCCACCUUCGGUACGGCCCAAGGAGUGUGCUGUAUGCUUUGAGGAACACCAACCCGGAGAGCUAGUGGUCUUGCACCACUGCCAAUGCGCCUACUGCCUGCCCUGUCUCAACCAGGCAUUCCGAAUAGGCUGCAAGGACCGUGCCUCAUUCCCUCCAAAGUGCCACAAGGUCCCUCUACGCAUCUCUGCUUUGGGCAGUGUGCUUGAACCCGACGUGGUCGAACGCUACAAACAGAUUGAAGCCGAGUUUGGUGCACAUCGGCCCUUCUACUGCGCCUUGCUGAAGUGCUCCGCUUUCAUCCCAGAAACGGACCACCUCCCCCAGCAAGAGGUGGCGGUCUGUCCACAAUGUCACAACUCGACAUGCAGAUCCUGCAAACAGCUCCAGAGUGACCACACUGUCUGGGACAUUGACGUGAAGAAGCGCACGUGUCCGGCAGAGGAGGAAGAUGUCAUCAAACUCUAUGAGCUGGGGAACGAGAAGGAAUGGAGACAGUGUCCCACUUGUGGGAACAUGGUGGAGAAGACUGAAGGCUGUGAGCACAUGGAUUGCGUUUGCGGCGUCGAGUUCUGCUACGUGUGCGGCGCACUUUUCGACGAAAACAGUCGCUGUGGGUGCAACGAUGAAGAUGAUGAGCAUGACAAUCAGGAAGAUGAUGAGGACGAAUGGAAUCUUGAUGGGUUCUUGGCCGCUGAGCGGUGGCCCGGUGCCGCGGCCGCCUUUGGACCCCCUUCUUACCCCUUGUGUUUCCACGGCGCGACGUUUCCCGUGGCCCCGGACAGGUGGCAUGAGGUUGUUCGACGUGCCUAUUACGCAGAGUACGGGGGUACCCCAGCUUAUGCCGAGUUAUUCCGACGAGGACCGGCGCGCCAGCCCGGGGCAUGA